Styela clava is the source of this 6947-nucleotide messenger RNA. RefSeq lists its product as uncharacterized. Gene Ontology annotation, cellular component: nucleus; mitotic spindle; cytoplasm. Gene Ontology annotation, biological process: meiotic chromosome separation; proteolysis. The record is from RefSeq and is a predicted model, not a curated record. Lineage: Eukaryota; Metazoa; Chordata; Ascidiacea; Stolidobranchia; Styelidae. Gene Ontology annotation, molecular function: cysteine-type endopeptidase activity.
UUUAAUAAGAAAUGGGAGAAAUUGGCGAUGUCUUGAGGGCACAGCAAAGUAUUUUAUCGAAAAAAGCACAAGCAUAUUCUAAAGUAUUUCAAAACAAAGGAACUUCUGAGGAAAAGAGAAUUAAAGUUAUUCAUGCGCUUCUAUAUGAUGUUAUCGCUGAAAACAAAAAUCGUUCUGGCACUAAUAUUUCUAAAAUAGUUUUAACCUGUGUACGAUAUCUUAUUCAAAACUGGAAGAUUAUCGAAGAUACAAAAGCAAUACAGCUUGAUGUUUUAAUUAAUGGAGCAUUUAAGCGAGCUUUGGAAGUAAAAGAAGAUAAUGAAUAUAUAAAACAACUUGUUGAUUGCAUUCAGGAUCUCAUUCCACUACCUGGUGGAUGCUCAAAAAAAGUAUCUGAUUGGAUCGCUUAUAAGUUGAAAAAUUUUUACAAAAAUGACAUCAAAUGCAGAUGCCCAAAGGAUUGUGAAGUGGUGAAAUGUUUUGAAAUGGAAUUGCUUUCUUUGUGUAUAAGCAGCAGCUCUGGGUCAACUUCCGAAUUUGAAUUGAUAAGUAAUGUUAUGAUUACAUCAGAAAAACAUUUGAGUCGAUCUAACUUCUCAGACAGUCAUGUGAAAUGUGUCGCAAAUACAAGUAUGAAUUUUCUUCUCAAUUCUAAAAUAAGUGAAAAUAAUAAGUCGAGUUCACAGUUUCAAACACUUUUGAAAAUGAUUGAAAAUAUCAUUCUUCUUAAUAAUGGUAAAAAUGAGCAGUCUGAACGAAGAAUCAGUGAACAUAUGGAGAAUAUUGAAACUUCCGUAUCAACUCUACAAAGUUUAAACAAAAAGUCUGAACAAUCUGAUACAAAUGGACAUACAAAAGUGUACCUGGCUAUUUUUAAAUGUUAUUUAACAAUGGUAACAAAUAUCGAAGGAAAAAUAAACGGUUCUUUGAAAAAUAUUGUGAAAUGUAUCAACAUGUUUUCUAAUUUAACAAAUGACACAAAGAGUCUUGAAGUUUUGAACAAAGUUGUGAAUUUUUAUUACUUUGCUUUUAAAAUUACAACAACUGAUUGUAUGAAAAUGAUUUUAGAAGACCUCAACGUUCUUUUGGAAAGGAAUGUGGAAAUAUUAUCUUUAAAGGAUAAUAUAUUAGAUUCAGUUUUAUAUUUCCUAGAAAUUGUGAUGAGAAUAUGUGCUGCUGGGAUCAAUUUUAAAGGAACAGAUAAUUUUGAUUCUUCUGUUGAAACCGUUGCUCAAAAUUUGUUCAAUUGUAUUUUUGAGUAUAAAUUUGAAGAUAGCGGUAAAACAAGUGCUUUGUUCACCAAUGUUGCCAUUGUUCUUGUAAAAGUAAAAAGAAAACUGUUAAAGAAUUUAUCGGCAAUGAAAAUUGUAGAAAAAUCGCUCGUGAAAGUUCAAUAUUCUGUCGCAAAACCAUUGAUAAGUCAUUGGGUGAAAGCUAAACUAAGAGAAAGUAAUUGCUUAGAUGGAAAAAAGCUGGAGCAAUUCAAAAAACGAACUAUAUUGCAUGAAAUCAAAAAUUCAAUCUCAAAACAAUCUAUGGAAGAAAUUCUUCUGGCAGAACUUGAAAUAUACCGUUCAAUAAAUAACACAGAAAUGGAGCAAUUAUCUGUUAUCAACACGAUUUCGAAUCAAUGUCAUCUGCAAAUGAGGAGAAAAGCAUUAUUAUCGUGCAACAAAAUAGAAUUAGAAUAUGAGCUGGGGGAAUGUAGUGAACACAAUUUUAAAACAAUUUAUCCUUUAUGCAAGCCAGAUUCUGAAACAUGGGAAUGUUAUGUUCAAGUCAAAUUAAUUGAAUUUAUGGAAAUGUGGAGUAAAGCAGUGCAAAACAGUUCGGACAAAUCUUUAUAUAUCAAUACACAAAUAUUAAAUGAAAUUGUAUUGUUGUGUGAAAAGGCAGCUGAAGAAAAAUAUCCAUUUUCAAUGCAUGAAAAGACUUUCAAAGCUAUACAUAAAGUUUCAGCUUUGUUUCAACUAUUUCAAAAACCUAUCAUGAAUGUACGAUUGAUGACAGCAUGUCACGUAUUUCUGUCUGAUUGCAAUGAAACAGAAGAAACUAUCGUUACGUUGUGGAAUAAUUGUUCUGUGCUUUGUGAGCUUGGUUUCGGUUAUCUAGCACUUCGGCAAGUAAAGCUAGCGGAAAAAUAUUCAAAAUUGGCUUCGGUUGCGUUUAACAAAUACAUUGAUUAUAUUGAUGGAUGUAGUGAUUCUGAAACAGGUUCAAAGGCGCGUAACACGCUGUUUACAAAAUUUAAAAUUUUGCUCGCUGAAAUCAACUGUGCUCUCGGUAAUGAUGUAGAAGCACAAGAAGUUAUAGACGGUUGUAUGAAGGAAGAUUUUUUAAGCUUGGAAGUUAUUCAAAGAUCAAUUACUGCUUUAUUUUGUUCCGUCCAAGCUAUGAGUUCAAAUUGCAAAAUUUUAGGACCUGAUUCAACUGAAAUGCGAAUUUCUAAACUGCUGGCAACAUCUAGGAGGAUCGCUUCUCUAAAAGUGUCCAUACUUCCAAAUUUACAUACUGUUCAGAGCAAAAGUGGAUCGGAAGAAGGAAUAAUAUUUGAUAUAAAACCAAAUGAAGGUUAUUAUGAUCCAUUUAUACAAUUAAGCGCAAUGAAUUAUUUUUUUGAAAAUUUAUAUAACGUUUCAGAAGCAUAUUUAAUCAUGGGUGAUCCUAAAAUGGCAAAUGGGUAUUGCCAAAUUGGAUUGGUUCAUUCGAAAUAUCUCUGUCUCAAGAAUUGGUAUGCUUCAUUUUGUGUAGUCAAAUUACAAAUUGCGUCUUUAUCUCAGGAUGAGGAAAAUUUUCCUCAGCUUUGUAAAUAUUUUUGUCAAGUAAAUGAAUGCGAAUGCACGUCUGAUAAAAGUGUACUCGAUGAUAGCGUUCUCCAAUGUGAAAACGAUGAUUAUGAUGACAUUGGUAAGGACAUCAAUGAAGUUAGAGACGUUGAGCAUGAUAUGGUUGGAUCUACAGAUGAUGACGCUAUUCAAUUUUCUACUCCUGCACUAGAUAUAGAUUGUUAUCAAAAUCCAACAACUGAUCUCUCUGCUAGUCCUUCUGUCGUGAAACGAAAAAAGUUGAAACUUUUACCGAUGCCGAAAUUAUUUCUGCAAAAGAAAGUGAAGAGUUGUUCAUGCGAACCUCACUUCAAUUUUCAGUCCAUCAAAAUGCAAUUGGACUAUGUCAACACAAUAGCUGAAUAUUACGCAAGAUCAAAUGCAUUAGAAGCAGGAUUUGAAGUUUGUAAAAAGAUUUUCAAAGCAAUUUCCAAUUUGGACACUCGAUCUAAUUUAAUUCCGCUUAUGGACGAUGUCGAAUUAAACGAAUUUUUUUUGCCACAAGUUGCAUCUAGUCAUGUCGUAAAUUCAAAAUUACACUUGCUUAAACUCAACAUUGAGGAAUCUCUAAGCAGUUGCAAUGAAGCAACAAAGUCAUUGGAUUUGGAUAAUUUCACAGACAUUAAUUACUUUAUAAUAAAGUCGAGGAUAAAAUUUCAGCAUUCCUGUAUUGCUGGACCGAAAUCAUCGUCCAAAAAUGUUUCCAUUGAUUCUGCAUUGUUAAAUGCCAUUAUCGACGGACUUUCAAAAUGCCAUAUCUCUUCUACAGAAGAGACCGAGGUACACACUCCUGUAAUGGAAAGAAGAAGAAAGAAAGUACCUACUACUAAAAAAGCAAAACCUGGCUCUGUUCCAGCACGGGCGAAUAGGGCAACUUCAUCCAGAACUAAAAAGAAAGAACCUUCGAAAAAUUUCAAAAUAUUCACAGAAAAAAAUGAAAAAGAAAACAAGCUACCCGUACCGGAGUAUAUUACGUCAAGAAGUCCGUCACCAUGCAGUAAAAACGUUUAUGAAUUUAUGUCCAGCGGUGACGAUAAAAAAACUCCAAAAAAAUCUCUAAAAAAUUCACAAAACAUUAUGCAAGCUCGUAAAGCCGCAACACGAAGGCAUAGAAAACAAUUUGGCAACAUUUAUUCAGAUGAUGAUAAGGAAAGAGUGAGGGGUAGAAUUGGUAAACCCAGUGUUGCCAGAAGUUUUACUAAACCUGGAAAAGGCAAACAAAUUUUAAAUGAAGUUCCUUAUUCUAACUAUUCAACUGGAAUUAUGCUGACUUAUUUAUUAGAUGCAUUGUCAUCUGCGAAUGUGGUUAGUGAUUUUUUGACAAUGAAAUUAUGUGCUCAAGCAAUCUCUGCUUGUCAUCAUGUUUCCGCUAAGGAAAGUGAAAGAGUACAAGAUAUUAUCAAGGCUACUGCGUUCCAUCUCUUUUCAGUUGGCGUUACCACAAGAUCAGCGAUGCAUCUUUAUGCUAAAACAAUCAAAAAUGUGCCAUGUUUGUCUAAAAAGUGUGUGCCUACUUGUACUUGCGUUCACAAAUUAAUGAAGGAGACAAGCCCCGGUCAUGCUUUGAAAUCAUGUACAACAGACAGUGAUGGUUAUAUCAAUAGCAUUACAGAUCUUCUGCCAACGGAUUGGACAAUUUGUGUUAUAUCUCUAUCACAGCAAUCUGGAGGUUCCAAACUUCUACUUUCCAGACUCCGACAUGGCAUUGCUCCAUUACAUAUUCAAACUGAUGGAACUUAUUUAGAAGAGAUCUUGGAAAAAUUCAGUGAUUUAAUGGUAAGAAAUACUGCUGCAUUGAAAUCAAGGGAUAGAAAUUAUUGGUGGACACAAAGACGUAACUUUAAUACUGAACUUGGAAGCAUCCUUGAUACAUUGGGUACCAAAGCUCUUGGCUGUAACAUCGGAAUUUUAUGUGGCAAGCUGGUGGAUGAAGCAGUAGCAAAUAAAUUUUAUGAUACCGUUAACGAUAUUAUAGAAAAAUUCAAUGUUCCAAAAUACAAAGAACAGAAUAUUGAAGUGUUACUAAACUCUUGGGGCUUCUUGACAGCCGAACAAAAAUUACAAGGCAUUAUUGAUGUGUGUGGAAAUACAACUACCACAAAAAACAUCUCAGCGAUUUCUAGUGCACUAGAAACAUCAUCAAGUGACUUAGAUCUAAACAAUCAAUCCAGGCAUCAUGUUAUACUAAUACUAGAUAAGGAUGUCCAACUUUUGCCAUGGGAGGUCACAGUUCAACUCCAGGGUGAGUCGGUAACCAGAUUACCAUCCGCAGAUCUGUUGAAGCUCCAACUACACCUGUUAAAUUCUGCUGAAAACAAUGUUGCAAAAAAAGGUGUGAAUUUAAAAGAUGUUUCUUAUAUUUUAAACCCAAAUGGGGAUUUAGUAAAAUCAGAAGAACGAUAUAAAGAUUGGUUUCAGGGUAUGAAAUCAUGGAAGGGAAUUGUAUCACGAGAACCUCGACAAAAAGAAUGGAUUUCAAGUAUCACAGAAUUUGAUCUUUUCAUUUUUUGUGGACACGGAUCAGGGACAAAGUACGUUUCUAGCACAGAUUUUCGCAACAUAAAAACAAGAGCUGCUGCAUUACUGAUGGGUUGUGGAAGCGCAAAAUUAGACCAACCAGGUGUUUUUGAGCCUGGAGGUAUUGUCAUAAAUUAUCUUAUGACGGGAUCGCCGUGUAUCCUAGGAUGUCUUUGGAAGGUCACCGAUAAGGACAUCGACAUGUUUUUGUGUAAACUAUUGGAAAAUUGGGCAGAUGGUAAAAAAGAAAUGAUGCCACGAUGCACAGAUAAAGCUCGGAAAGCCUUGAAAAUGCCUCACAUCAAUGGAGCUGCUUGUGUUAUUUAUGGACUUCCUAUUCACUGCCAACUUACGAUAGCAAAGUUUUUAAAAAGUAUUCCCAAAGAAUUCUUAAGUUCAUCUUGAAGCUUAGAGACUCUUGUAAAACACUGACAAUUUAAUGUUUCUGAUAUCAAAUAGCAGUUUUAUAGCAUAAUUUCUUGUGAUAUUGUAUUGAAUGGAUUAUGAAAUUAAUUUCACCAAUGGUAUAUUUUAAUCUUUUUUAAAGUGAAAGACUUGAACUGAAUAUUUCUUGAUAGUUUUAAAUCAUUCUGGCUUGUUUUUCAUUCCUUUUUUAGGGAAAAAACUGUCUUUUUUAUUAGUGUUGAACACGAAAAUUUGUCUUCUCGUACAUGUGUACGAGUUUUGUUUGUACGUGUUGUGUUUGACGCUUUGAGGAUAUAUUCGAUGGGGACAUGAAACCGUUUUUGGAGUGGUAAAAUGAGCGAACCCUAUCUUAUUUUUAGAGCUGUAACCUGUAAGUUUGGCAUGGUUUUUCUGAAAUGAAAAAUAUGUUGUCACUGAGUUCAAUAUAAAAUUUUGAUAUCCCUCAUAUUGAUACCUACUUUAUUCUUUUCUGACUUGUACUUCUAUCUAUUUAUGAAUAUUGAAUCCCUCAUUUGUAAGAACUAACAAAUCUGUUCAUGAUUGCUUCCUCAGUUGUGUAUGUUGCGAGUGUUUUAUAUCAGUUUAUGUGAUUGUAAGGAUCAUAAAAAUUCAUAUUUUCUGUCUUCUUUGUUUAUAAUUGAAUCGCAUUGCCUUUAUCACAUUUCACCAAUAACUGUUGUAGAUCAUCAACCAGGGCUAUUUGGUCAGAGUUUAAAGGGUUUGCAGGUAGGCCAGACUUAUAAUUCGUAAUUCCCCAGAAUUGGAAUUGCAGGCUUUCAAUUGUGAUAAAAAUUGCAACAAUUUCACUGAUAAUACUCAACAAUUGUCUUUUGAAUAAAGCUUGCGUAUGAGUUAAGAGCUGGAAUCGAGUGGAAAUCUUCUGUGUCUAAAUCAAGUUUUUUAUGACCGAGGGUCUCCAGAGCCAUGACACCAACACAAUCAUAACCAAUGUUUAACCCAUGCUGGAUAUGAAAUGCUGCUAUGUUCUUCUCACUGCCUGACCAUUUAUGAUAUUUUAAGUUCAGAAUCUGUUCUUGUUUGAAGUUGAAUUUAUUUAUUUUGCUUGACUUGUGUUUGUGCUCAAGUUGUAUUUGCUGUUUUUGAUUGUAUAUUUUCAAGAAUUAAUGAGAAAUUAUGUAAUAUAUGUGUGUUUCGAUUCUGUGGAAGAAUCAAUCAAUA